AUGGCUUUGAGACUUUGCUGUUCCUGGAUUUCCAUCGUCCUCCUCCUCCUGCCUGGCCUCUCAGAUGGAGGGAAGCUCCUGGUGGUGCCCAUGGUGGGAAGCCACUGGCUAAGCAUGCGGGAAGUGGUGGAGAAGCUGAGUGAGAGAGGACACGAGGUGGUGGUGCUGGUUCCUGAGGUGAGCUGGCAGACGGAGACCACGCAGGCCUACAAGGUGGUCACGUACCCGGUGAGCCAGAGCCUGGAAGAGCUGGAUAACGCCUUCCGGGAAUACGUCACCAUGCACCUGACGCAGAAGCCUUUCCCUCUCAAUGCCCUGGCCAUGUACAAUGCCUCGGUCCAUACUUACAGUACUUUCUUUGGGCAGUGCAAGGACCUGUUCCGCAAUCAGGAAACCCUUAGGUUCCUCAACCAAAGCAGAUUUGAUGCCAUCCUGACGGAUCCUAUCUUCAUGUGUGGGACAAUCCUCGCGCACCAUCUUUCCCUUCCCUUUGUCUUCUUCAUGAGGGGAUUUGGUUGCAACCUGCACUUUUCAGCCCCACAGAGCCCAAGCCCUCUGUCCUAUGUCCCAAGACUCUUCAGCUUCAACUCGGACCGCAUGACUUUUUUCCAGAGGGUGGAAAAUGCCCUGAUUUCCCUCCUGGAGCUUGAUUACUGCAAUGUUUACUAUGGAGAAGCGCUUAAGCUUUCCUCUGAAGUUCUUCAGAGAGAUGUGUCCCUGAUGGACCUGGUGAACUCCGCUGCCAUUUGGAUCCUGAGGUUUGACUUUGUGUUUGAGUACGUCAGGCCAGUGAUGCCCAACAUGGUCUUUGUGGGGGGGAUCAACUGUGCUAAGAGGAAACCACUGCCUAAGUUCCCGAGGCCAGUGAUGCCAAACAUGGCUUUUAUUGGAGGGAUUAACUGUGUUCAGAAGAAAAAACUGUCUCAGGUGCAUGUUUAUGGAAUUUCAAGGUAA
This is a messenger RNA of Melospiza georgiana, 954 nucleotides long. Its product is annotated as UDP-glucuronosyltransferase 1-6-like. Bases 1 to 954 code for a protein of 317 amino acids. The transcript is spliced from 3 exons. Gene Ontology annotation, molecular function: UDP-glycosyltransferase activity. The record is from RefSeq and is a predicted model, not a curated record. Lineage: Eukaryota; Metazoa; Chordata; Aves; Passeriformes; Passerellidae.